Molecule: messenger RNA, 315 nt
Organism: Menidia menidia (Atlantic silverside)
Lineage: Eukaryota; Metazoa; Chordata; Actinopteri; Atheriniformes; Atherinopsidae
Source: the annotation of a GenBank genome assembly
AUGACAACAAGUCUGUGGCCCCAGGCCCCGCGCGCCCUUUUCAUCAGCGUCAAAUCGGCCGGCCCCCGAAUGUCAGAGCUAGUCUCCUCCGGCCGCCGCCGCGGCGACGCCAGACUAAAUCACCAGGACCCGACCCAAAUCGGGAAAGGCACUGCUCUCAUCACGGUUCUGGACAUAAACGAUAACGCCCCGGCUUUCGCCAUAGACUACGAAACUCUGCUGUGUGAAAAUGCCAUGCCCGGACAGCAUCCUCCACAGGAGGUGCUGCUGCACAUCUUUAUUUUCUCAGGCCGGUCCACCAAAGCCAACUGCUAG